Messenger RNA from Panicum hallii, 1793 nucleotides. RefSeq names its product E3 ubiquitin-protein ligase RFI2-like. The record is from RefSeq and is a predicted model, not a curated record. Bases 189 to 1583 code for a protein of 464 amino acids. Lineage: Eukaryota; Viridiplantae; Streptophyta; Magnoliopsida; Poales; Poaceae. The transcript has 6 exons. Gene Ontology annotation, molecular function: ubiquitin-protein transferase activity.
UUUAUUCCCCUCCCCCGUCUUCUGAUUUCUGGUGGACGCGAAACCGAUAGCGGCAGAGAGGGAGGCACAGCACGAACAGCUCGUUGGUGGCAUCAAGCGAGCUGGGAGAAGGCCACGAGCGCUCGCGCGACCGAGAUCAGAGCUUCUCCUUCGUCGCAGUGGUGGGGAACGCGGCGAGCGCUUCCGUGAUGGGCGCGGGCGCCCAGGAGGAUGAAGAGGAGACGGCCAUAGUUGCCGAGGGAGGAGGAGGCGGAGGGGAGGAGGAGCAGGUGGCGGCGGAGGGCGAAGGGGAGGAGGAGGAGCAGGUGGGGAAGGGAGGAGAGGGCGAGGGCGGGGAGGAGAAGGCUGCGGCGGUGGUGUCGUGCUCGAUCUGCCUGGACAGGGUGGUCGCCGGCGGCGAGGAGAGGUCCACCGCGAGGCUGCAGUGCGGCCACGAAUUCCACCUUGAUUGCAUUGGUUCAGCAUUUAAUGCCAAAGGAAUUAUGCAAUGCCCCAAUUGUCGCAAAAUUGAGAUGGGGAAUUGGCUUUAUGCAAAUGGUCCCCGAUCAUCACAGGAUGCAAACAAUGAUGAAUGGGGCUAUGAUGAAGACCUUUAUGAUGUUGCUCACUCAGAUAUGGCAACCUUUGUGCCACUUCGCAUCCAGUGGUGUCCAGUUGGGCGCUUACCAGCUUUGUUCGAAGAAUUAGAGACUGCACCGCCAGCUACUUUUAAUGAUUUUAUGGGGCCAAACUUCAACUCAGAGCAUGUGGCUGUAUCUGUACCUGGCACAGCUCAUCCAGGUCCAUAUCUCGCUUACUUUCAGCCUGUGCCGCCACCAGCACCAUCAAGCUCCCAUGUUGCUGAGAGAACAAUAGAUGGUGCUGCAUAUCAUGAUCACUGGAACCCUCUGGCCGGACCAUCAGAUGGCCGACCGGUGCAGACAGUACAUCCCAUUGAUUUCCAUCAUAACCCCUGGGCACACAUGCCGCACUCCUAUUCUCAAUCCAACAACAAUAAUGGUGUAGCUGAGCAGCCAUUACUCCCUGUGGGGGCAAUGAGGGUUGGAGGGGUUGACAGUGAUAGCCAACGAGGAUCUCUCCCAUCAUUUUAUGGAAACGGGUCUGGAACACCUAGGAUCCCAAGUGUUCCUCCUAUGGCGCCACAAUUCAUAAGAGCACAUCACAACAUAAAUGAUCAAUUUCAGCAGAGUUCUAGCUUAUUCGCUGGGUCACAGCGAUCAGGAGGCAUGCAUCCAUUAGGAGCUGGUGGGCCUGCCGUGCCACCUCCGGAUAACACCUCCUUUUGCCUGUUCCCACCAGCUUCAUCGGGUCCUAGUACAAUGGAGACUGAGGAUGUCAGAGGAAAUCAGUUCUACGCCUGGGAGAGGGACCGCCUCGCUCCGUACCCUCUGGUGUCUGCAAAUAAUGAAGGUACCUGGUGGAGCUCUUCACAACAGCAGCAGCCUCAUGGCUUACCUGAGCCUGCAUCUGCCUCAAGAAGGCUGCCCGGGCAGUGGAUUGGCGGCGCUGCUAGGUCGCCACCACAGGAGAAUAGAUUGCCAGACAACUCACCAUUCCGUCCAAUGCACAUCCCUCGGAUGUAGCGCAGCGCCAGUAUGGCCUAAGUUAAUAGUACAGACUUGCUGUUAGUUGUAAAAAGCGGAAACACCGUUGUAAGAAAGUCCAGUUGGAUGGUAAACCUUGAGAUAAUGUGCAGGAUGCUGAAGAAAAUGACCUGAGGCGAAAACGUUUCGACUUGGGUUUAUCGGAUUCGAUGAAUUACAUAUUUCCAAGUCAGGCUGAGGCUUUUCAAA